GAUGGGUAAAUACAGGGAUGAGCUGAACAGCCAGCGACGGAGGGACUUGGCUUUCCUUAUCGGUGCUGAUAAUACAGACGGGCGAUAUUUAAAGAUGGAUAGAAAUCUUUUCGAGACAACAAAGUUGUACUGGAAGGGGAUUAUCAUGGGCGGAGAGAGGAAAGGCAAAACGCCGUGCUGCCAGACCCGGAGCGCUGACGACCAGGCCUGCGUGGCUGUGAAGAUCGAACAGUCCCAAGCUUUAGGCAGCAGCCCGGCGCUCUCCCAGAGCAGCGUGCCCAGCGUCCAGGCCUGUCUGAACCGUGCCAGUGGACUCAGCGGCGACAAGACCCGGGCAGGGGUCAAUGGAACCAGCUCCGGCGGCAGGGCCCGGCUGCCGUCUAAACCACAAGUGCCCCCGAAGCCCCUGCACCUCCUGAGCCCAGUGACGGAGGUCCAGACUCCCCUGAGCCGCUUCCACAAGCCGUCACUCGGAUUCAUCAUGGAGGAGGGAGGAGGAGGAGGAGGAGGAGGAAGAGGAGGAGGAGGAGGAGCAGCUGUGAACCGGGACAGAGUGAAGGAGAAACACUCCAAAGUCUCAGACCUCAUCAGCCGUUUUGAGGAGAACAGCAACCCAGAGAGCAAGAGAGACGGCUCGCCGGUCAAACACGUCGGCAAGGCGUCCAACGGCAGCCCGGCUCUCCGCGCCUUCCCCAAGCAGGCGGAGCCCGGCAGGGUCCAGGAGAACCACUCCGCCCCCGUGACGGCGGCGCAGGAUGCGCCCAGGCCGGCCAACGGGGUGCUAGGGCAGAUGGAGAAAGAGGACCCGAAGGAGAGCAGGAAUGGAACGGGCGAGGGCGUGAAGCUGGUUAAUGGAGACAUGGGCGGCGCGGAGCAGAGCGACGGUCACUCACCGCCGCACUCGGACAGGACGGACGCAGGAAGCCGGGCGGAGAGCGAGGACGGCCGGACGCCGGCGGACAGCGAAGCAGGGAGCACGGGGCAGAAGGAGACGAACGACCAGAAGCUGUUUAACAUUGCCAGCGAGCUCCUGAACACGGAGAAGGCGUACGUGACUCGGCUAAAGCUGCUGGACCAGGAGUUUUAUGCAAAGCUCAUGGAGGAGGCAAACAAAGGGACGUUCCCUGUGGAUGUGGUGAAAAACAUCUUCUCCAACAUCUCCUCCAUCACAACGUUCCACAGGGAUUUUUUGCUGCCGGACCUGGAGAAGCGCAUGGGAGAAUGGGCAUCCACGCCUCGUAUUGGGGACAUCCUGCAGAAACUCACGCCCUUCCUCAAAAUGUACGCCGAGUAUGUGAAGAAUUUCGACAAGGCCAUGGAGCUGCUCAAGCACUGGACCGACCGCUCGCCUCAGUUCAAGGCCAUAAUUCAGGACAUUCAGAGUCAGGAGGCGUGUGGCAGUUUAACGCUCCAGCACCACAUGCUGGAGCCGGUGCAGCGGGUCCCCCGGUACGAGAUGCUGCUGAAGGACUACCUGAAGAAGCUGCCUCAGGACGACCCGGACCGACGGGACGCAGAAAAAUCAUUAGAAAUCAUCGCUACGGCAGCGACUCACUCCAACUCUGCCAUCAGAAAGUCUGAGAAUCUGAAGAAACUGAUGGAGAUUUACGAGAUGCUGGGAGAGGAGGAGGACAUCGUGCACGCCUCCAACGAGUUCAUCAAGGAGGGCAACCUCCUCAAACUGGCGGCCAGGAACGCCUCGGCGAUGGAGCGACAUCUCUUCCUGUUCAACAACAUGCUGCUGUACUGCGUCCCCAAGUUCAGCCUGGGCGGGCCCAAGUACACGGUGAGGACGCGGAUCGGCAUCGACGGCAUGACGGUGCGCGAAUCCAACAACGAGGACUACCCGUUCACCUUCCAGGUGUCGGGGAAGGAGCGGACGUUAGAGCUCCAGGCCAGCUCAGAGCAAGACAAGGCAGGCUGGAUUAAGGCGAUCCAGGAGACCAUCGACAUCUUCAAUCAGAAGAACGAGUCCUUUAAGAACGCGCUGAAAGACGUGGAGGAAGUCUCGAAAGCCGAGCUCGGGAAGCGAGCCCCCCGGUGGAUCCGCGACAACGAGGUGACCAUGUGCAUGAAGUGCAAGGAGCCGUUCAACGCCAUCACCCGGCGGAGGCACCACUGCAGAGCCUGCGGCUACGUGGUUUGCUGGAAAUGCUCAGACAAUAAAGUGGCGCUUGAAUACGACGCCAACAAGCUGAACAAGGUCUGUAAAGACUGCUACGCCAUCCUGAAGGGCGAGAGCGUGACCGAGGGCAAGAAGAAGGGCAUUCUGGAGAUCGAGGCGGGGCAGUUCACGGACAGCAGCAUCAUGUGCGGCUUCCUGCAGUACUCGGAGAGGAGCAAGCCCUGGCAGAAGGUCUGGUGCGUCAUCCCGGAGACGGAGUGCCUGGUGCUCUACCUCUACGGCGCCCCGCAGGAUGUGAAGGCCCAAAGCACCAUCCCCCUCCUGGGCUACACCGUGGAGGACAGCGCCCGGCCCGCCGACCCGCCCGCCGCCUUCCGCCUCUCGCAGUCCAAGUCCGUGCACGGCUUCGCCGCCGACUCGGAGGAGCUGAAGCUGCGCUGGCUGAAGGUGAUCCGAGUGGCCGUGCUGGGAGAGAGGCCGGAGCGCCCCCAGACCGACGGCGCCAACCCCGGCGUGUCGGACAACAACAACGAACACGAGGCCGGCACCAACGGCACAUAAGGCCGCGCUCGCCGCCAGCUGUUGGAUUUUUCUACACGGAAACUGCUGUUGUGUUGUACAUAAGAUCCAAACCCUCCCGUCUGACCUCCAAGCCAAAUCUCUUAAGGACAAUGUGGAAACUUUUUGUGCUGGAUAAGCUGCUUUUUCUUCUCUCCUUUUUUUUUUUUUUUUUUUUUUUUGUUUGUUGCCUGGAUUUCCUUCGGUGAGAGUCUCUGCUAGAGCUGUGCUGGAUUACUAACAGACAUUUCUGGUACAAUCAACACUAGAGCAGAGGAGUCUCACAGAACAUCGACCUCCCACUAAUGAGCGAACGUCCGUCUCCACGGAUCAGAGCAGAGCCGGAGCCCAGACUGUCGCGCAGCUCCCCGAUCAUGAUGUGAAUCAUUCCAACCAAGGCUGCUGGGUCUCCAAUGCCGCCUACCUGUAUAGGACCUUUUUUCUUUGUUUUGUUUUGUUUUGUUUUCUUAAAAGGAACUGUUGUUUUUAUGUACAGAAAUUAGUCACAAGCUUGGUUUCUAUAAAAUAGAAAACAUCUAAGUAUAAUAUAAAGUAUUUACAGUAUUCCCUGUUUUCUUUGCUUGAGAGGAAGGUUCUGAAAUCGAGUGAUGAUGGUCUCAUCUGCUCCUCUCUUUCUAAAAUGAGAAAUUCAUCUGGCGGAAUGUUCGUUCUCCCUUAAAAUGCCCUCUUUACUUGGUUUAAUUGAUGGAUGAAUUCAAAUUGAAACUUGUGCCAAAUGAACCCUGGGGGGGAAAAAAAACACGCCACCAUGACAAUCAGUUGGUGGUUACUGUGAAACGUCAUUUUCUUGGCGAAAAUACUAAAUAAAAUGAGAUUAACUGUUGCGAAGCCACGGUGUCAGGAUGAGGGAGAACAGCAGUUUGCCGUCCGGGUUUCUGGAGAGAGAGUCGAGCGAGGAUCAUCGUCGUGUUUGGUGGCAGGAUUUUCUGUUCAGAUGCAAAAAGCAGCACAAUCAGGCAAAGCAAGCCGGUGCGACCAAUGUAAAUGUGUUUUUAAUGCUGUAAUUAAUUUUCUUAUUUAAAAGUAAUUUAUAGAGAAUGACGAGCAUGACCUGUUGAAACGUAGCACAAAUUCGUUCCUCGCUGUCAAGAAGUGCUUUUGUUAGAUCGCUUUUUUUUUGUUGUUGUUUUCUGAGAGCCAACAAUUUCUUUUUUUUUUUUUUUUUUUUUUAAUCCACUAACCUGUGAAGCGUCACAGAGUCCAGCUGUAGUACUGUAAGGACUGUUGGGGGGGGGGGGGGGGGGGGGGGGGGGGGGGGGGGGGGCGUGCCUAUAUUUUCCAAUGUGUGCUCAACGCUGGUGCUUCACCACAGUCACCUUUCAACUCGUCCCCCUCCCAGAAUUCAAACUAAUAAAAA
Molecule: messenger RNA, 4061 nt
Organism: Salarias fasciatus (jewelled blenny)
Lineage: Eukaryota; Metazoa; Chordata; Actinopteri; Blenniiformes; Blenniidae
Product: FYVE, RhoGEF and PH domain-containing protein 4-like
Exons: 18
Coding region: 2-2686 (894 amino acids)
Biological process (GO): cytoskeleton organization; filopodium assembly
Cellular component (GO): cytoplasm
Molecular function (GO): metal ion binding; guanyl-nucleotide exchange factor activity
Source: RefSeq, a predicted model, not a curated record